This is a messenger RNA of Paralichthys olivaceus (Japanese flounder), 4805 nucleotides long. The record is from RefSeq and is a predicted model, not a curated record. NCBI's taxonomy places the organism in Eukaryota, Metazoa, Chordata, Actinopteri, Pleuronectiformes, Paralichthyidae.
CCAGCCCCUCCCUCUCUGUUUCAGCCUCCGCGGCGUCCCGGCCUCGGCACGGUGGGGAAACCCAUCCGGCUCCUUGCCAACCACUUCCAGGUGCAGAUUCCCAAGAUUGAUGUCUAUCACUAUGAUAUCGACAUCAAGCCUGAGAAACGGCCUCGGAGGGUCAACAGGGAGGUGGUGGACACAAUGGUGCGGCACUUCAAGAUGCAGAUCUUUGGAGACCGGCAGCCUGGAUACGAUGGGAAGAGGAACAUGUACACAGCACAUCCACUGCCAAUAGGAAGAGACAGGGUGGAUCUGGAGGUGACCCUGCCCGGCGAGGGGAAAGAUCAGACGUUCAAGGUGUCCCUGCAGUGGGUGUCCGUGGUCAGUCUCCAGAUGCUGCUGGAUGCGUUGUCGGGCCACCUCAACGAGGUCCCCGAGGACUCUGUUCAGGCUCUGGAUGUCAUCACGCGGCAUCUGCCUUCCAUGAGGUACACUCCAGUUGGGCGUUCGUUUUUCUCCCCUCCGGAGGGUUAUUACCAUCCUCUUGGUGGGGGCAGGGAGGUGUGGUUUGGUUUCCAUCAGUCCGUCCGUCCUGCCAUGUGGAACAUGAUGCUCAACAUCGAUGUGUCAGCCACUGCUUUCUACCGUGCUCAGCCUGUCAUAGAGUUCAUGUGCGAGGUGCUGGAUAUACAGAACAUCAACGAACAGACCAAACCACUGACAGACUCGCAGCGCGUCAAAUUCACCAAGGAAAUUAGAGGUUUGAAAGUUGAGGUCACACAUUGUGGUCAGAUGAAGAGGAAGUAUCGAGUGUGCAAUGUCACACGCAGACCUGCCAGCCACCAAACGUUCCCCUUACAGCUUGAGAACGGCCAAGCCAUGGAGUGCACAGUAGCUCAGUAUUUCAAGCAGAAGUACAAUCUUCAGCUCAAGUAUCCACAUUUACCCUGUCUGCAAGUCGGGCAAGAACAGAAGCACACCUAUCUCCCCCUGGAGGUCUGCAACAUCGUAGCAGGCCAGCGCUGUAUCAAGAAACUCACAGACAACCAGACAUCCACCAUGAUUAAAGCUACAGCUCGCUCAGCCCCCGACAGACAGGAAGAGAUCAGCAGACUGGUCAAAAGCAACAGCAUGGUCGGGGGCCCGGACCCUUACCUGAAAGAAUUUGGCAUUGUCGUGCACAAUGACAUGACAGAAGUAACAGGGCGUGUUCUCCCAGCGCCCAUGCUACAGUAUGGGGGCCGAGUGAGUACAGACACAGGACGGGACUGCGGCAGGGGACUCUCUCCACAGAACAAAACCGUGGCCACGCCCAACCAGGGCGUGUGGGACAUGAGGGGGAAGCAGUUCUACGCCGGCAUCGAGAUCAAGGUGUGGGCUGUGGCCUGCUUCGCCCCUCAGAAACAGUGUCGGGAGGACCUGCUCAAGAGCUUCACUGACCAGCUUCGGAAGAUCUCAAAGGAUGCUGGGAUGCCCAUUCAAGGCCAGCCAUGUUUCUGUAAAUACGCCCAAGGAGCUGACAGCGUGGAGCCCAUGUUCAAACACCUCAAAAUGUCUUACGUUGGUCUGCAGCUGAUUGUGGUCAUUCUGCCUGGCAAAACCCCCGUCUAUGCUGAGGUCAAGCGCGUGGGAGACACCCUCCUCGGCAUGGCCACCCAGUGCGUCCAGGUGAAGAACGUAGUGAAGACGUCCCCCCAGACCCUCUCCAACCUCUGCCUCAAAAUCAACGCCAAGCUGGGAGGCAUCAACAACGUCCUGGUGCCUCAUCAGAGGCCCUCUGUGUUCCAGCAGCCCGUCAUCUUCCUCGGUGCCGACGUGACACAUCCUCCAGCCGGCGAUGGGAAGAAGCCGUCCAUCGCAGCAGUGGUGGGCAGCAUGGACGGACACCCCAGCAGAUACUGUGCGACGGUGCGAGUCCAGACGUCUCGACAGGACAUAUCCCAAGUAACAACGGAGCAGCUCUUCAGUCAGGAGGUAAUUCAAGAUUUGACCAACAUGGUGCGUGAGCUGCUCAUCCAGUUCUACAAGUCCACGCGCUUCAAGCCCACACGCAUCAUCUAUUACCGUGGCGGCGUGUCUGAGGGACAGAUGAAACAGGUGGCGUGGCCAGAGCUGAUAGCCAUCCGUAAGGCCUGCAUCAGUCUGGAGGAGGAUUAUCGGCCGGGCAUUACCUACAUCGUGGUCCAGAAACGUCACCACACUCGUCUCUUCUGCUCCGACAAAGCCGAGAGGGUUGGGAAGAGCGGUAAUGUCCCGGCCGGCACCACAGUGGACAGUACCAUCACGCACCCGUCCGAGUUUGACUUCUACCUGUGCAGCCACGCUGGGAUUCAGGGAACCAGUCGUCCCUCCCACUACCACGUCCUGUGGGAUGACAACUGUUUCACGGCCGACGAGCUGCAGCUCCUCACCUACCAGCUGUGCCACACUUACGUCCGCUGCACCCGCUCAGUCUCCAUCCCAGCACCGGCCUACUACGCCAGGCUGGUGGCUUUUCGAGCUCGCUACCACCUGGUGGACAAAGACCAUGACAGCGCCGAAGGCAGCCACGUGUCGGGCCAGAGUAACGGCCGAGACCCCCAGGCACUGGCCAAGGCUGUUCAGAUCCACUAUGACACCCAGCACACCAUGUACUUCGCCUGAGCUAUCGAGCACGUCAGCCAGUCCACCCGCAGAUUCCCCCUUUUUCUCCUCUCUUUAUAUCUCUUAUUUGCCAGUCUCUCUCUUCCUUUCCCAUCUCUCUCUCUCUCUCCAUGUAAUCCGUCUCCCUAUCUUCAUAGUCACUCUACAUUUUUUCUGAAUCUGCACCAAAGCGACUCUUGGACGGGAGAAUCUGCUGCGUCUCAACGUCGCAGCGGUUUCUGUUUCACGGAACAAUCUCCAACCAGCGUUCCCAAACCGAGUCGCCUUACUAACCAGCAAUCCAGCACUGUGAACCCCCCCCCCCGAGAGAGGCUUCACAGUGCACGAAAGGAAAAAAAACAAAAAAAACAAGAAAAAACAAAAACAAACCAUCCACACCUACAAGUUGAGCCAUUAUUUCUUUUUGUUUGUUUUUGUUUUUUCUAUUUGAAUGUCUGCACUCUUGCGUUUGUAAGAUACACUGAGCGGGGGAGUGGACUGGCACCAUCUGUGUCAGCGCAGCUCUUCAGCUCUCCCAGCUAAGCAGGACUCUUAUCUACUUUUACCUCAAAGCCCCUUUGGGCAAAAUCUGUCACAAGGUCUUGGGUUUAUUGGGUCGUGGGGAGGGACAUGAAAAGAGAUGGAGGGGAGUCGACCUUUUGAGAAUGAUAUAUAUAUAUACACAUAUAUAUAUUUUUCCUUUUUAUGAGCGUGUGUUUUAACUUUUUCUCCUCAACGGUCUUUUACAAGCGAGGUGACCAGGGUGUCCAUGCCCAUUAUUACUUUCCUCCCAUCUUGGCAAAGAAUACGCAAAGGUGUGUGUUUGUGUGUGUACCUGUCUGUGUGUGUGUGUGUGUGCGUGUGUGUGCGCAUCUCUGUAUAUAUACAUGUACUGCUGUAUGAGAGAGUGUUUGUGUGUGCAUGUGUUUCAUGGCAGGCCACUGAAUUGUAAAGGGAAAUCAAGGAGAUAACUGCUGUAAAUGCCUCAGAUUUGUUGUUUUUAUAUUCACACAUACAGUACAAAUAAGCAUAUAUUUACAUCUCUAGAGAAACUUUGAGACAUAUGACGUAAACUGGCUCAGCAGAGGCUGGUGGUGGGUAUUUCUAUCAAGACCUGCGUCACUUCUUAAUUUGAAAUGUUUUGAGUUACUGAACAUGCGUGCGUGUGUUUUCGCCUGCUGCUGAUGAUGCACAGACGAGUCGCAUCUUUGGGCGCCGGCUUCUCCUUUUGUGCCUCGAAACAUCAUUGAGUCCCAGAUCAAAACUACGUAGCUUAAUCCAUUUCGAGCAGGAAGUGAAGGCAGGUGUGACGUGUAGCAGGAGUAACUGUGGGUCUGGCCUGUGACCGGGCCGAAAGCAUUAGACACAGUGAGUGUGGUUUUUAUCAGCCUUGCUUUCUGUAUGAAGAGCAGGAUCUUACUUUUCCUUGGACCUGAUUACCUGAAAGAUUAUAUGAUGACAUUGCUGGACGUUGCUUUUCUUCUUUUUUUUUUUUUCUAAUAGUAGUUUUAAGGGCCGGAAACCAACAUUUAUUAUUAUUUUUUUCGAGGUCUCCUUUGCUAAUACUGGCCAACUCAUUGCACUGACCCGGGACGCUAGGCAAGCAACAGAGGGCACUCUCAAUCUCUCUUACCUUUAUGCAUUUAUACAUAUGAAUCAACAAAGCAGAUUUGUAAAAGUUUAAUAUAAGAUGUUUUGUGGUUAUCUUAAAAAAAACUGUUUAGAAUUAGUAGUUUACCAUUGAUGUUGUUGUUGUUAUCGUUGUUGUCAAUGUUGUUACUAUUGUGAUGAAAUUUUAAGGAUGGCAGCAAAGCCAGUUAUAUAGUUACUAGAGCGACUUCAGGAAUAGACUUCGGUUGUCGGGCUGCAGGUUUUAAGGAGUAGAGCUUUGGGUUGGAAUUUUUUUUUUUUCUUUUAAGCAUUCUGGCUAAUGGUGAGAAGACGUAGGCCCCAGGACGGAUGAAAUCCAGCUUCCUCUGUAGAUUCUGACGCGAGUAACAGUUAGCGGCAGAUUCAAGGUAUUUUAAGUGUAGCACUCCAACAGGUUAAAGAGAUCUGCCGCCUCGUGCAUCACCCGGCUGGUAACGGUUGGUUUUUGAUCCGAUGGAUGGAGACAAUCGGGGAUCGUGUGGGGAUUUGUUUAAAAGCGGUUUGUGAUAGGCAAUGAGUUGAAUUUGUAGGCUUUUUAAAAAAAAAAAAAA